This is a messenger RNA of Salpingoeca rosetta, 738 nucleotides long. RefSeq names its product peptidyl-prolyl cis-trans isomerase FKBP2. The record is from RefSeq and is a predicted model, not a curated record. Gene Ontology annotation, biological process: protein peptidyl-prolyl isomerization. NCBI's taxonomy places the organism in Eukaryota, Choanoflagellata, Craspedida, Salpingoecidae. The coding region runs from base 35 to 529 and encodes 164 amino acids. Gene Ontology annotation, molecular function: peptidyl-prolyl cis-trans isomerase activity. The transcript is spliced from 4 exons.
CGGCAAUGGUCCUUCCAAUUUGGAGAAAGAGACGAUGAUGUCGUGCGCUCGGUGGCUUGUUGUAGUGGUGGUGGCAGUUGUGGUGGCUGCUGCUGUCGUGGCCAGCAGUGACAGCCACAGACACGAUCAGCACAGUGGGACGGGCAAACGAUUACAGAUUGGGGUGAAGCAUAGAAGUGAGGACUGCCAUCUGAAAUCAGGAACCGGAGACACGCUCGCCGUCCACUACACGGGAUACCUGGCGGACACUGGCGACACGUUUGACAGCAGCUUGCCGCGUGGCGAUCCGCUUGUGUUCACGCUGGGGGAUAAUCAAGUCAUCCAAGGCUGGGAACAAGGCUUGCUCAACAUGUGCAUCGGAGAAGUGCGAUCUCUCGCUGUCCCGUGGACUCUCGCGUAUGGAGACUAUGGAGCACCGCCCGCCAUCCCUCCCCGUGCAAAUCUUCGCUUUGAAGUGGAGCUCCUGCACAUCGACAAGCGGCACACCGACAGCCAUCACAGCACUGCAAGCAGCAAAAGCGAACUCUGACCUGAGUGGAGCAGAGUAAGCAAGAGCAAGCACAACAAGCAGAGCAGAGUCAUCACAACAAACAAGCAAGAGCAAGCACAGCCGCCACUGAACACCACCAGCCAGCGCGCCGUUGCGUUUUAUGCUGUCGUUACCUGUCCUAUUUGAAUGCGCACUGGAUGUCUGUGAUUUGUGUGCGAAACAUACUUGUUAUCACCUAUACACCGUAG